Meloidogyne enterolobii is the source of this 539-nucleotide messenger RNA. The record is from the annotation of a GenBank genome assembly. NCBI's taxonomy places the organism in Eukaryota, Metazoa, Nematoda, Chromadorea, Rhabditida, Meloidogynidae.
UAUUUUCCCUCAUUUUUUCUGUUUAUUUUUAAUGUUUGGACAGCGUUGUAAAGUAUUUAAUUCUAUUUUAAAUAAUUUAUUGACUCGUCAAAAAGGAAACCUCUUCUCAUUUUCAAAAAUGUCAGACGAAGCAGCAAAAGCGCAAACAGCAGCGCCGCCAAGUGAGCCGACUGACACGAUCUUUGGGAAAAUAAUUAGAAAGGAAAUUCCGGCAAAUAUACUUUAUGAAGAUAAUGAGGUACUCGCUUUCAAAGAUGUAGCUCCUCAAGCGCCUACGCAUUUCUUGGUCAUUCCGAAGGAGCCGAUACCGUCAAUGGACAACUGUGAAGCAAAACAUGAAGCAUUGCUUGGCAAGCUCAUGUUGACAGCUAAAAAUGUUGCUAAAGAACAAGGUCUCGCUGAUGGUUAUCGAAUUGUUGUUAAUAAUGGACGCAAUGGAUGUCAAAGCGUAUUUCACCUUCAUCUUCACGUUUUGGGUGGACGCCAAUUGGGAUGGCCACCGGGCUAAUUUCGACAAAUAAUUUUGAUGAUAGGGAUAU